This is a messenger RNA of Camarhynchus parvulus, 2790 nucleotides long. RefSeq names its product SMYD family member 5 (gene SMYD5). The record is from RefSeq and is a predicted model, not a curated record. Gene Ontology annotation, molecular function: protein binding; histone H4K20 methyltransferase activity. The coding region runs from base 44 to 1258 and encodes 404 amino acids. NCBI's taxonomy places the organism in Eukaryota, Metazoa, Chordata, Aves, Passeriformes, Thraupidae. The transcript is spliced from 13 exons.
GGCGCUGCCCGGCGGGUCAGGGCGGGGAAGUUGCCGCCCGAAGAUGGCGGCCGCGGCGGGGCCACACGCCGGGGCUGCGGCGGAGGCGCGGUUCAUCAGCAGCGCCAAGGGAAAGGGCUUGUUCGCCACCAGAAACAUCCGCAAAGGGGAAACAGUCUUCGUGGAGAGGCCGGUGGUGUCAUCCCAGUUCCUCUGGAAUGCCCUGUACAACUACCGAGCCUGUGAUCACUGCCUGCGGGCUCUGGAGACGGCCGAGGAGAACGCCCAGCGCCUGCUGGGGAAGAGCUCCCUGGUGCUGCCUCACCCAGAGCAGUGCAGCAUCAGGAAGGACCUGCACCAGCAGUGUCCCCGCUGCCAGGUGACGUACUGCAGUGCAGAGUGCAGGCAGGCAGCUCUGGAGCAGUACCACCAGGUCCUGUGCCUCGGCCCGUCCCGGGACGACCCCACACACCCCCUCAACAAGCUGCAGGAGGCAUGGAGAAACAUGCAUUACCCCCCAGAGACCUCCAGCAUCAUGCUGAUGGCCAGGAUGGUCGCCACCAUCAAACAGGCUAAAGACAAGGAGUGGUGGAUCAAGGCCUUCUCCCAGUUCUGCAACAAGACAGCAAAUGAAGAAGAGGAGAUUGUGCACAAGCUGCUGGGGGACAAAUUUAAGGGCCAGCUGGAGCUGCUGCGCCUGCUCUUCACCGAGGCUCUUUAUGAUGAAUAUCUCAGCAGGUGGUUCACUCCAGAAGGCUUUCGAUCCCUCUUUGCCCUCGUUGGGACCAAUGGCCAAGGCAUAGGAACCAGCUCCCUGAGCCAGUGGGUGCACGCGUGCGAUGCUCUGGACCUGCCCAUGCUGCAGCGGGAGGAGCUGGACGCCUUCAUCGACCAGCUCUACAAGGACAUUGAGAAGGAGUCGGGAGAGUUCCUCAACUGCGAGGGAUCAGGGCUCUACGUGCUGCAGAGCUGCUGUAAUCACAGCUGCAUCCCCAAUGCUGAGACAUCCUUCCCAGAAAACAACUUCCUCCUGCAUCUCACUGCUCUGGAGGACAUCGAAGCAGGAGAGGAAAUCUGCAUCAGUUACUUAGACUGCUGUCAGAGGGAGCGGAGCAGACACAGCCGCAACAAGAUACUCAGGGAGAACUACUUGUUCACCUGCUCGUGUCCCAAGUGCCUCGCGCAAGCUGACGACGCUGACGUGACGUCGGACGAAGAGGAGGAGGGCGAAGGAGAGACAGACGAUGCCGAGCUGGAGGAUGAGAUGACUGAUGUGUGAUCCUGGCCCCGGGCCAGAGGAGAGGGAAGGGAUGGGACGGGAAGGGAAGGGCCUGGAGGCUCCUCCAAGAGGCAGCAGCUUUAAUUUAGAACAGGGUUGUGUUGUGGGGUCGGGCGGGGCCGCGUGCCGAGGUGCUGGAGCAGGGGACCCGGGAGCCGGAGGCAGGCCCUGCUCCCGCCUGUCCGUGUUGUCCCUGUGCCUGUGUGUGUGUGUGUGUCAGGCUGUCCCUGUCCUCCCUGCGAGGACAAGCUGUGAGCCAGUGUCCCUCCAGCACAUCCCAGUUCCCGGUGGGGCUGGCUGAUGCUUGCAGGGGAGGCUGGAGGAGAGUGGGAUCCAGCCAGCCCCUGGGACACCAGCUGGUCACCUGUGAGGUGGCUCUGCUGUGUCCAUGCAGGCUGUGGAUGUGGAGGAGCUUGUCCUUCCCACCCUGCAGGGACGAGGGGAAUGUGUGUGUGUGUGUGUCCCUGUGUCUGUGCACGAGGGUACUAUUUAAUGUCUAUAUUAGCACUAUCUACACACUAUGGAGCUGGGGCCCCUCUAUAUCCUCCAUCCCAUGCCUUGGCCAGCAGUGAGGGGCAGCAGGAUCUCACAGGGGAUGCCUCGGAGGGUGGCCCAGAGUCCAGCAGGGGGAGCAGAACUGACCCUGCAGACACCUCCUUCCCAGCUCGGCCCAUCCUUCCCGUGACACAGAGCCCCGGGCAAUGACUGCAGGAGCCUGUGGGGAUGGAGAAUGGCCAGGAGCUCACAUGGGCUGGGGUGUCAUCCCAAAUCCAGAAGACAUUUUGGCUUUUGUAGUGAGGGAGUUGUCCCUCCCUCCAGCCGGCUGUGGGAUGAGGAUGUGCCUGGGGAUGCAGCAUGUGCUGGGUGUUUCCCUGCACCCAAUGCUCCCACAUGGAGAUGUGCCAGUGCAGAGUGGCCCCCCGGAUGUCCCCUUGUCAUCCACCCCAUGUGCCACCCUCAAGGCCACACAGCGCUGUCCCUGUGUGCAGACCAUGUGGCUGGAGGGACAACGGUUCCAAGUGACAGGCAGCAGGUCAGGGAUGCACCCGGGGUUAUUUCCUCCCUCCAUGGAUUUUGGAGAGCUGUGUUCCUGCCGUGUCCGUGGCAGCUGGACUGUGGGACUGAGGGUGGCACACCUGUGGCACUGCCAUCAGCGCCAGCCCUGCCUCCUGCUGCUUGUCCCCAGCCGUCCCGGGCCACAUCCCCUUCAGUGUUCCUAAUAAACCGAGACUGGUGACAGCUGGGACCUGUGCUUUGUAUUGCUGGGUGCUGAGUGCACAGAGGGCUGUGAGCCAGGGGCUGGUCCUGUGGGGACACAGGGCUCAGGGAACAGACACCUGUGCAAGUGGAUUUGUGACCAGCCCACCCCUGCUGGUGGCUGUGCUGUCCCGUGAGGCUCUGACCGAGCCCUGCCCAGCUGCAGGAGGUACUUGGAGAAUUUUACUAGGAAAAAAUUUGAGGAUGAGAUUUAUCCCUUCAUCUGCUGACUGCUGGAAAUAAAAGAGAAACUUCCCUUUCUCUAAAACUUACUC